AUGUGGAUCGUGUCGCCGUGGCUUCUUCUCGUCAUUUCCCCAAUUCUCAUCAACGCUAAGUCACUGAGCGGAAUUGAACUCAAGGACCAAUCAUGUUCCUAUGCAAACGAGGUCAUACGUAUGGCAUGGCAGUACGACGAUGCCAGUACCGAGAUCGUCUUCAAGAUGACCGCCAAGUCGAAAGGCGUUAAGAACUUCUGGGCAGGGGUAUUUAUAGGAGAGGAAGACCCGGUUGAUUCGAUUGGAGCCUCUGUAAGGAAUGGCCAGAUUGGUGUCAUGGACGGACAUGUGGCCGAAGGCGGCCGAGUUGAGCUGGACAACGUCACCAAUGUGCAGUCACUGCUGUUUGAUCUGCAGAACGACGUACUGACGGCAGAAUUCGCCCGACCGUCUUACACGAACGAUCACUUCGACGCAGACCUGUCGAACUGUGUUACGUUCUUUUUCCCCACGGAAGUCGUUAGAAUCGAUGGAAAUGGCAAGUUGUUGGUUCCGAAACGUAUGGAAACCCGACGGAUAUGUGACAUCCCGGUGACAUGCAGCAAUAGGGACCACUCAUCAGGCUAG
Molecule: messenger RNA, 567 nt
Organism: Ostertagia ostertagi
Lineage: Eukaryota; Metazoa; Nematoda; Chromadorea; Rhabditida; Trichostrongylidae
Source: the annotation of a GenBank genome assembly